GCUGCAGCUGUGGUGGCGGACUCGCGCUCAAAGACUCCCCUCUCAGCCACUCGCUCACACGCACACGCACGCACACCCCAAACAAAGAGAAGCACGCGAGGCAGCCCAGCAUCCCACUAGCAGAACCACCGCCCCCUCCCUCUCCCCCCCAUCCCUCUUUAGACAGAAUCGGUCCGGUCCGAGAGCACAGAACCGACGAUGACCACCAACGGCGCGACUAACGGGACCAGCGACAUGCUGCAGAUCCAGUUCGGUCUUAUCAACUGCGGCAACAAAUACCUAACGGCGGAGACCUUCGGCUUCAAAAUCAACGCGUGCGCGUCGUCCAUGAAGAAGAAGCAGAUCUGGACCCUGGAGCAGAGCGGCGACGACUCCAGCGGCGACGUGUUCCACCUCAAGUCCCACCUGGGCCGGUACAUCGCCGCCGACAAGGACGGCAACGUCACCGGGGACACCGAGAGCCCGGGCCCGGAGUGCCGGUUCGUCAUCACCGCCCACGACGACGGCCGCUGGUCCCUGCGGUCCGAGCCGCACGGCCGCUACCUGGGCGGCACCGAGGACCGGAUCAUCUGCUUCGCGCAGACCGCGUCCGUGGCGGAGAAAUGGAGCGUGCACAUCGCCAUGCACCCGCAGGUGAACAUCUUCAGCAUGACGCGCAAGCGGUACGCGCACCUGAGCGGCAAGGUGGACGAGAUCGCCAUCGACCGGGACGUGCCGUGGGGGGUGGACUCCAUGAUCACGCUGGUGUUCCAAGAUCAGCGCUACCACCUGCAGACCUCCGACAACCGCUUCCUGAGGAACGACGGCACGCUGCUCGCCCCCGCGGACAAGACCACGGGCUACACGCUGGAGUUCCGCUCCGGGAAGGUGGCGUUCAGGGACUGCGGCGGCAGGUACCUCGCUCCAUCCGGGCCCUCCGGCACCAUGAAGUCCGGCAAAGGCGCGCGCGUGGGCAAGGACGAGCUGUUCGUGCUGGAGCAGAGCCACCCGCAGGUGGUGCUGACCGCCGCCAACGAGAGGAACGUCUCCACCCGGCAAGGUAUGGACCUGUCAGCCAAUCAGGACGAGGAGGGCGACCAGGAAGUCUUCCAGGUGGAGAUAUGUCGCGAAAACCGCAAGUGUGCGUUCCGGACUGCCGCUGGGAAAUACUGGACCCUGACUGCUAAUGGUGGCCUGCAGUGCACCGCCUCUACCAAGUCGGCUAAUUGCUACUUUGACAUCGAGUGGCGUGGGAAGAGGCUGACUCUGCGUGCUGCCAACGGGAAAUAUGUCGCCGCCAAGAAGAACGGCCAGCUAGCGGCCACCAUCGACUCUGCCGGUGAGUCCGAGGAGUUUCUCAUGAAGCUGAUUAACCGCCCGAUCAUCGUGCUGCGCGGGGAGCACGGCUUCAUCGGCUGCAGGAAGGUGACGGGGACGCUGGACUCCAACCGCUCCACCUACGACUACUUCACCCUGGAGUUCAGAGAUGGAGCGUACAGCCUGCAAGACUCCACAGGUAAAUACUGGAUGGUUGGCAACGAGCAGUCGGUGGUGAGCAGCAGCGAUGCGCCCGUCGACUUCCUUUUUGAGUUUUGCGACUACAACAAGCUGGCUAUCCGCCACGCCGCCGACGGCAAGUACCUCCGUGGCGACCACGCCGGCGUGCUGAAGGCCAACGCCGACGACCUGGAGACCGCCACGCUCUGGGAGUACUGAGGGAGGCUGUGGCUGCUGCGGAGCCGAUGGGUGAAAGUGUGGCGACGCAGCACAACCUGUCCGUGCAUCCCCCUAUUACCCCCACCACCCCCCGCCCCCCACUCCUUAUAUUAUAUCUCGUACUACGACUUUAUUUGUUGAUGAACUGCAUAGAGACCAUGAAGGAUAGAAGGAGAAAGGACGGAGGCGCUCUUUUCCCCGCAGUCUAGCCCUCCCAUCUUUUCCCAGCUUCCCGCCACCCUUUAUCUGUUGCCAUAGUUACCGUGGGGCUGUGCACUUUUUCUGCUCCGAUCUGGUUCGCUGCUCGACCUGUCACACUCUCUCCCUCCUCGCCUUAGGAUUGGGCCGUCCCUCUCGCAGAGCAGAGCCACAUUUUAAGAGCCCCCCCCCCCACCACUACCCCUUUCAACCCGUCUCUAUUGUCUGUGUGAGCAGCACAUGGUGGCAGUAUUUACUCUCUGUGACCCGGUCUGCCAGAUCUGCUUCUACCUGAUCGGAUCUCCCGAAGCCAAUCCACCGUCGAUAUAAUCUGCUUCAGCUACUUCCUGUCAGCUGGACGCACAACAUGGAGACGGUGGGUCCGUCUUUGAGAGUUUCUCAUCGCGUAGCAACCGAUUUUCUGAUCUGACCAGGCCCAGUGUGUUUGUUUUUCAUGAGCAGGCCCCGUGGCCUUGGCAUCAUGAAUGUGUGAUUUACCUGGGGAGGAUCUGAUGAUAUAGAAAACGAUGUAACUUACGGGUUUAACCCCCCCCCCCCGCCCACACACACACCCUUAUUCAUCUCAACUGUAAAAUAGUCUAAACCUGUUUCCUGUAUUGUUCUCAUUGGACCAAACAGGAUGUAGGAAGCAAAAACACGUAAACCCCCCCCUCCCCCCGACCCUCCACGCGCCAAACCUAUUGUCCCAAGACCAGUUAAAAGAAAUUAAAAAUAGAAAUGGUGCGGUCACAUACUGUGUGUUUACUGCAUCACUUGUCGUACUGGAAGAAGACCAGCGCUCCCUGAUACAGUUGGAUUUCUUUUCCUACAUCCAAGGCACAGACAUUAUCAUGGGUACAGUAGGUAGCCAUAGCAACGGAACGAUUUAUUAUUCCAUUUUGAAAGCUGCUUUUUGAAUCCUUCAACCAAACCUAGACCUUAGGCUUUAUUUUGACCAAACCUUUGAUACUGGAUUAACAAACAUCAUCUCACACACACACACACACACACACACACACACACCUGAGAAACCUGGUGCUACUAACUCAUGACAUGUUACAGUCCUGUUGAUUAUCUCGCGCUGUCUGGACAAGCCAAUGUUGAUUUUCCGCUGUGUCUCUGCACAUUAAAGCUUUUCCAUGUAACAGAAAAGGCUGAAAGAGAGCCCUUACUAACACUAAUCUGCUGCUUCUUUAGAUUUCAUUUUUGUUCGAAAUAUCAUGGCAACCUUUUGAGAUAAGAUUUGUUUUUCGGUUUUGUUGGAUUUCUUUUGCGUUCCUGACUUUUCCUUAAAGGUGGUGAAGACAUGUGUUAAAAAAAAAAAAGAGACAAAUAUCUUUUAUGCUUGCGUGUAGCAAAGCACCCAUGGGUCCCGCCCUCCUCGGCGCCCUUCGGCUUUCUCCAUAGCACAAAGCCGCAAUGGUUUCUGUCGACUUUUACAAUACAGCAAAGAUUGGCACUUGGCCCCUAAAUUAUUGGCUCUUCCACCAUCAUCGUCACCAUCAAACAUUCCUCUAAUGUGACACUAAGUAUGGCUGUACCCCACGUGGAAUGAUGCAUGAUUGUAGCCAGUUCCUCAACUGUGUUUUUAACGUUUCGAGCGUUUUUUUUAUGCGCGAAAGGUUGAGAAUCUCAUGCGAAUAAAAGGAGCGGUUUGUCCUUGGAGAAACCUGGGUCUCCAUGGUAACCAAGACCAAGGCUGAGACAAACUGAUGUGGAAGGGUAAACAUGUGGUAAUGACUGUGCCUUACACUCGGGUUUUUGGGCAGUAGAAGAAAAAAAGAUUUAAAAAAAGAAUCCACAUCUUUGCUUUGUAUAACUGGAAGUUCUUUUUGUAUUAUUGUUUUGUAUCUUUUUUUUUGAUAUUGUGGAUUAACCUCUCUUGUGCCAUUUGGUUCACCUGAAAUCCAACGACCAAUAAAACUGGAAUUUGGAACGCUA
Messenger RNA from Pungitius pungitius (ninespine stickleback), 3834 nucleotides. RefSeq names its product fascin actin-bundling protein 1a (gene fscn1a). Gene Ontology annotation, cellular component: microvillus; ruffle; lamellipodium. The coding region runs from base 199 to 1695 and encodes 498 amino acids. Gene Ontology annotation, biological process: actin filament bundle assembly; establishment or maintenance of cell polarity; cell migration. The record is from RefSeq and is a predicted model, not a curated record. Gene Ontology annotation, molecular function: protein-macromolecule adaptor activity; actin filament binding. NCBI's taxonomy places the organism in Eukaryota, Metazoa, Chordata, Actinopteri, Perciformes, Gasterosteidae. The transcript is spliced from 5 exons.